AUGCUAUUCAACAACUUCACAGCAACGAUGCAUCACGCAAUUGGUAUCUUGCAUAUACCAUCGACGCGUCAACUAAUGGGGGAGGCAUAUCGGGGUUUAUCUACUGGAAAGCCUCCGGAUUUGUCCGUCACGAUGCUGCUCUUCGCAGUAUUUGCCGUCUCAGCUGCGUCCCCACCUCCUGCUCUGUUGCGCUCACUUGAGCCUUCGCCUGAACAAGCAACUCAAGCAUAUCAAGGGUAUUUGCGGACUGCUCGGUCUUUUGUCGAAAACAUCGAAGCAGUAUCUGCGUCGACUACUGCCUUGGCAGCUCUGACGCUUCUGGCGUAUCUGGCCACCAAUGGCAGCGGCCAUGGUCUCGGCGGACACUUACUCCGGUCUCAAUGCUAUUGGAUGGCGCAUACAAUGGAGAUACAUCGACUCGACGGGUCACAACGUCGCGCAGAGCGCAAAGCAAACGAGUGCAAUGUGAUUGAGCUAGAAGUCCAGCGGCGAAUUUGGUGGAACUUGGUUGCGGCAGACUGGCUAUCUGUAUUCUCAGGAAGCACACCGGAAGAUGCUUACCUCUACCAUCCGAGCCACAUGUGCGUUGACCUUCCUAGCCAGCUAGAUGAUAUGGACAUUACCGCAACAGGAUAUCGGCACCCCAAGCCUAUGUCAGAGCCAAUAGCAUCGACCUUUCUGAUAGCCCGCGCAAAACUGGCAUCUAACUGCCGUGAGGUCGUCGAUUCAAUGCCAUCUAUAGCCCCAGGUGUUGAGCCCAGCUAUGAUACAAUUCUAGCCCUGGACGCACGAUUUUAUAACUGCCUUGCCGAACUCCCGCCUAUCUUUCAGCUCAACCAGGAUGAAGCAGCCCAGCAUAGAUGGGCCCGGAAGCCCUACAUUAGAUGGCAGAGAAUAACCAUGCAUCUAUCGGUACACACCAGGCUUUGCCGCCUCCAUCGUCCUUAUUACCUCAAGGGCAUGGCCGAUCCAAAGUACCAAUAUUCCCGCGACGUAUGUGUCAUUUCCGCGCAAGUAGUUCUCGACCUGUGGCACUCAAUGGACGAGAAAAAGACGAAUGUCGGUUUGACGCCGGAUCAGUUCUGGGUUGUUGCGCAGCAUGCUUUCUCGGCAGCGUUAACCCUUGCGACGGAUGUUUCGUUUGAUGCAAGUGCCCCGGAUGCAGCAGAACGCAAGGCCAAAGUCCUCGCUGCACAUGAUAUACUGGAAAGGUCGACGGAUGGAUCGUGUGGUUUCAGGGAAACGAUCGAGAAGAAUUUGUGUACAUUCAUGGCAACGCUGAACUGGCAAGGGCCGAGCGCAAAUAAUCCAACACCUGGCGCACCGUCGGGUGUAAUAAGGACGCCAUCGGAUAUGAAUGCUUCUGGGCCAGCAGAUAUUCCCGGCCUUACCGGCGAUGGGGAGGAAAGUGCGGAGAUGAUUGCGCCAUGGAACGAGGACUGGGUCAAGCUGUGGUCGGAAUUCUUGACAGUUGCACCGGACCUCGACUUCUCACAGUGGGACCAGAUACUUGAGGGGACAGAUCCACAUGUUUUUUGA
This is a messenger RNA of Aspergillus mulundensis, 1539 nucleotides long. Its product is annotated as fungal specific transcription factor domain-containing protein. The record is from RefSeq and is a predicted model, not a curated record. Lineage: Eukaryota; Fungi; Ascomycota; Eurotiomycetes; Eurotiales; Aspergillaceae. Bases 1 to 1539 code for a protein of 512 amino acids. Gene Ontology annotation, biological process: DNA-templated transcription. Gene Ontology annotation, molecular function: DNA binding; zinc ion binding. The transcript has 2 exons.